GCCGAGCCGAGGGAGGAGAUGCACAGGCUCCAACAAUUGAAGCAUGGGGAUGCCGUUGUUCGCGACUCGUCCGGCGCGGCGUCGAAAUCACCGUCGCAGAACUGCUCCGCGGCUUACCCGCCGCUUCGCCUCCGGAGCGGGCUGGAGCCGGUGUCACGAUCGAGCAGCUGCGAGGAGCACCGGCUAACCGGCGAAAGGGCGAAAAGCUCCUCGGUGUCGACGUUGCAUAAGCACCCGGCCGCGGACAAGCCGGCCGCGUUCUCCUACAAGCUCGAGCGGAUUAAGUCGGUCUCGUUGCCGUACUCGAGUAACUUGGUUAGGCCGGGGAGUAGUUCCGACGUUCCGUCGCACGAUAGGAAAGAGGUGAGCUUAGGGCAAAAGAGUCAGGAGCGUAACGGUCUCGCAUCGCCACUGUGGGACAGCUUGAGGCCCAGGAGCGGAUUGCCCCAUCAGUAUCAAGGUGGCACAGCAGAGGCGCGAGUCGGCGGCGCUGGCACCCGGUGGCAGGACAGCAGGCAAACCGAAAGGCAGCGUGAACAGGAGGCACUCGGCCUCCGUGUCGACGAUCCUCGCACGCCCCGCCUCACCCCGGAACCCCCAGCUCUCUCCGUUGCAGAGCUGAUAAGGUCUCCAACAGUGAGGUGGUCCAGCCGAAGUUGUCGUAGCUUGCCCCCCACGCCCACGCCGAGUUACCAUCACCCGCUCCACCCCCCACUGCCAGCGGUGGGCAUGGUCGCCGAGAGGAAGAAACGUUUCGAGCUCUAACCCGCAACCUUCGUAUCCGGUUCUUUGCUACUCGUUCGAUCCUCCAUGGCACCCAGAUCCCCUGUCGUCUGUCCCAUAUCUCAUGGUGCUAGAACCGUGAGCAGCAGCAGCAGCAGCAGCAGCAGCAACAGCAGCACGCCUUUGCAUAUCUUCAUCCGAAACAACGUCGCAUUCGUCACUGCCAGAGAACAGAAUCCUGCAACGCCUAGCUCGUGUCGAUCGAUCGGGCUCGGGACCAGGCUCGUCGUCCUCGGACAAUAUUGAGCAUGUUUAUCAGGUAAACAUGAUACAAUAGCAGAAACGAGGCUCGGCUCCCGACAGUCGCCAACGUUCUUCUUCGAGGCUCGUCCGGCCAAUCUUGAUUGUCUCGUUGCUCUUACCCCCCGUUUUUUCCAGAGGACCCGUUUUUUUUUACCAAUGGAACUUUUGCUAAGCACGUUUACAAGGCUGUGCCGUGCGAUCACGGCCGUCGUUUGAUACGCAUUUAGACUUUGAUACGCGAAUUUUUUUUCCGUAGGAACGCGUGCGGUGCUCGCGUUUUUCUCGGGCAUCGUACCCGCUGCCAGCCGUUUCCGGUUCCGUCGCGAUCGGCCGUCGCGAUCGUCCACGAUCUGUCCCGUUGGGUGUACAAAUUCUGGUGCUUUCCGCUCGUUGAACACAAUCUGGAUAACCGGUUCGCAUAAACAGUCGCACUCUUCGUUUACUCGUACAAUAGGAACCAGCUCGCAGAGGUUCUACGACGGAACCGGACCACGGUAGCCAGCGGACGCGAAGAAAGGCGCAGCGGAACGCCGUCGACCGACGAAAUUUUCCGUAGAAAUCGGCGAGAAAUCGGCGAGAAAUCGCCGAUUUAUUCCUCGUGCAGCGUCUCAAAUUUAAACGUUUCGGAAGAAUCUCUAAAGCGAACAACCGGCGAGCAAACGGCGUUCCCCUGCGCCGUACGAGUCGUGUCGUCGUGUGUGUACAAGUGUCUCGUGAUAGCAAACGCGAUGUAAGGCGUACGUGUAUCGGUGUGACCGCAAAACAGUUCUUCGAUGGUCGUUUGAGUUCGUAUCGGGAACGAUUUCGUACAAUUAGAGGGUCCGUUCACCAUCUCGCGACCCCACGAGGGGGCUAAUUGGAAGGCGACGCGGCUGAAACAAUCGUUUUCUAGGGAGGCUCUUUGAUUAUUAUUCUCGGAUUCGUCGGCACCGUUCGUCGCGGCUGCGUUUCUCCUUCUUCCACCAUUUGUUUCUGUAAAGUCGUUCUUUUUCUCCUUCGCAGCUAGAGAGAGACUACUUCGUUUUCUAUCGUCCCUCGUUCUUCUUCUCCGUCUCCGUUGUUUCGUUCGAGAAUCGAAAGAAAGUAUUUUUACGCUUGUUUCUCGCUCUUGUUAUGUAUAGAUUCUGCACAUAUAUCGAAUAUUACGGCGUUGUCACGUUGCACUGUGUAUUACCGCAUUUCUCUCAUUGUGUACAUGUUUUUAGUGUUCGGAAUCGCGAUCAUUUUUUUCAUGUUAAAUACUGUAUAGUUUAUGACGUUUCGAUUCUAAGGAGCAAAGUAUAAAUAGCCUAGGAAUUAACCCCUUCCAUAUGAAAGUGGAUUGUUUAUAUUAUAUGUUAUUAUUGUAUUCUAUAUUAUAUUAUAUGUCGUCGGUGUCGUCCACGGCGUCGACGACGUCCGGCAUCUCAGCGGGCGCAAACAAAAAAAAAAAAAAACGUACGAAGAAUAAUCGAUAACAAUACGCGGUUCAUUAUCUCUUAUGUAGAGUAAUUACUCAGGAUUGUUUAACAUUUAUAAUAUAUUACGAUUAUACUUAUUGUA
Megalopta genalis is the source of this 2568-nucleotide messenger RNA. Lineage: Eukaryota; Metazoa; Arthropoda; Insecta; Hymenoptera; Halictidae. The record is from RefSeq and is a predicted model, not a curated record.